Messenger RNA from Porites evermanni, 15748 nucleotides. Lineage: Eukaryota; Metazoa; Cnidaria; Anthozoa; Scleractinia; Poritidae. The record is from the annotation of a GenBank genome assembly.
AUUCGGCAAUUCAGAUGCUUCUUCAAAUUCAUGAUCCACAACUGUUAUGAUGUAUUUGUCAUUUUUUCUCCUCAACUUUGUUUUCUGUUUCGUUAAUGGUGUGACAAAUUCGUCUGUGAGUUCAAUUAAUAGGGACCCCUGUAGCUACUGCAACGUUCAGUUGACUUGCCAGUGCACGGACCUAGGCAAAGCCGUGGACUCUUUAAAAGUAAAGGUAGAGAAGUUUUCUGGAUUGAACAACAGUACUCUAGGGAGUUGUGGUGCAAUAAAGUCCGUAGAGGCAAAAGUGGAGAGUCUAAUUAAACAGAACAACAAAACUUCUGGGGUAGGCGAUGCCGUAAAGACCUUAGAAGCAAAGGUGGAGUCUUUUUGCGCUAACCAACAAGACUUUUGGCAUCAGCGAUGUGGUCAAGUCUUUGGAGGCGAAGGUGGAGAGCCUUACAGGACUAAACAACAAAACUUCUGGCGUCAGCGACGCUGUACAAUCCUUGGAGGGAAAGGUUGAGAGUCUGUUUGGUCUGAUUAACAGAAGUUUCAUUCCACAAACGGCUCAGAAACCAGCAGGUAAUCUAAAAGAUAAUUACAAAUAUUUAAGCGUCAUAAAAAAAAUCUCAUUCAGUUUAAUUAGUUUUCAUCUUACUCCCUUGUAUAUCCUUUCUUAACAUACUGUAAUAUCGCCUGGUCCUCCACCUACUGUUCCAACCUAAACUGUAUUUAGCUUUUGCAAAAGCGUCUAGUGCGGCUCAUAACAAAAGCUCACUAUCUAGCAAAUACCGCCCCUUUAUUUAGCCAGCUUAAAGUCCUUGACAUAUUUGGUAUUAAUUCAUUUUCUGUCGCUACCUUUAUGUAUUCUUAUCACCAUAAUCUUUUGCCUAGUAGCUUUCAUGACUUGUUCUUAAGUAGUAAUCAAGUCCAUCAAUAGGAAACUCGACUAGCCUCUCAGUAUAGACCUCAUUUUUGUAGAACAAAUAUAAAGCAAUUCAGUAUCCUUUACCGAGGACCUAAAACCUGGAAUUCGUUGCCUGUUACACUAAUUAGCUCUCUUUCUAUAUUUGUUUUUAAAAAAAAAUUUAAAGAAUUAUCUCACUGACAGCCGAUCUGUCGUUAGUUUUCUGAUCUUGUUCACUCUGCACUCAGCCAUGAAUUUAGUUCACUAGGUAGUUGAAGGAAGCCUAUCAAUAUAAGCUUCAAGCUUCGUUAGGCUUCCUUGUCACAUUAAAUUUAUAUUUACAACUUUUAUUCAUGUUGUAUAAGGUUUUGUGAGUGACUAAAUAAAUAAAUAAUAAAUCUUAUUAUUCUCAUGUCAUACUCAACUACUUUUAGCUUCUGGUCUUGCACUGUUUUGCAACACUGCAUUCUGGUAUUUAGUCAAAACUGUAGAAUCCCAUGCUUACUAGAUACUCCUUUGGUCGAAAAAUUUAAAUGAUUCCCUUUAUAAGGGAUCGAAUUUUGAAAAGUUGAUACGAAAUAAAUGUACUCUGUGGAACAUAAAAUAAGAGUGGUUGUCAGAGAAAACCGGGCAAAAUGUUAAAAAUGUCAACGGAAGGGGGUCAACAGAAUAAGUUCAUACUAACAUCAUAGAUAGGUCUGGUGGAGUAAUGGACAAAUAUACCAAACAGAGGUUCUUCACAGCCCUUGUAUUAGAGAUACGAGCAUCACUUUAUUCGACCACCUCGGACGCAAAAUUUAACGAGCGAAGUUUAUUUUUGCAUGCGAUACAACACAUCACAGAACUACUUUCUAAAACCGUAAGAUUUGUUAAGUAGCCACGGACAAGACUUUAUCUGACCUAAACUCAGUGUCUGCAAAUGAGCAAAAAUCGGGCAUUUUUGAAUUGAUUUACAGCGCACAACUAAAACGACAGAAGAACGCUGACAGCCAAAUUGCAGUCUACUAUCAUCCAUGUAACCAAAACACUAAUAAUCAUUUGGGCCAUUGAAACAGGAAGAAAUUAGAAAACUCACAUUUUAUUAUAGUUUCCUUUCUUUUUCUUGUAAACAGGCCGAUCGCUUCGUGUUUGUUUUAAGUCCUCUUCGUGAAUUUUCUUUCAUAUUUCGCUGUAAAGUAUGUUCAACAGCUGAAGGAAAUAUCAAAAAGCUCGAAAUACUGCCUAGGUUACAUUUUGAAAGGGAAAAAAGUGCUGAACGACGAAACUAGAAAAUAACAAAGCGACGCCAUCUUGAAAAUUCAGCACUCAGGAGGGACUGGCACUAGUAGCUGCCUUGUCCACAAGAUAAUAAAUUACCAAAUGGCUAAAAAACAAAAAAGAAACAAACCGGCUUAUCAGCGACCUAGUACAGUCCUAUUUCUUCUUCAAUUACUACUUUUAGUUAAAUUUACCUUGUUUUGUGUUGUCGAUUUUUUAUGGCGGAGUGAUGUGUGGUGAACAGGUGACCAAUUGGCAUUACUUUAUUCAGUCUUCAUUUGCUCUUCAUUCACUUCAUUUUGAGUUAUCCCGUAUAAGUCUUAGCGUUUCUUUGGACUCUUUAUUGUAUUAUCUAUUUUUGCGUUAGUCUUCAAUCACCGUCUCCUGUUCAUGAUUUCCUGAUGCACUUUUCAUAGUCCGGAAGACUUCGCCCGAAACACUACUAGCAGAGCUUGGGGGAAGUGAUUGAGUAGUCAUAAGCUUCAUGGGUGGGGAGGCUGAGUAGUUGUUCCUUGGACUUGGCUGUCUAGAGUCUCAGUACAGGCACCUUGUAACAAUUAAGAGUCAGGUCCGUAAUCUGACUAACUGUCAGUCACUAAAAAUUUAUCGAUGUACGUUUGAGCAACUUGUUGUUCUGAGUGAGUUUUGAUUUCAUUGAGCUUAAGUAAUUUGUAUUUAUAACUUUUCAAAAGAGAUUGAGCGGUUUUCUAUGUAAUAAAAGCGAACUUAUCCAGUAAUUUGCAGUGACACCUAAAUCUGUGGAAAAUUGUAAAUACAUAUAUUCCAUUUACAUCUGUAACUCAAUGCGAUAUUCUAAUUCCAUGGUCUAAUUCCUGCGAAUUUCAUGGAACUCCAUGGAGAUCAAUGGAAUUGGAUGCAGUAGUUUCCAUGGAAUUUCGUGGAACUUUUCCAUUGAAUACCAUUGAGAUUGAUGUCCUUAUCCCCCAUGGAAUGCCAUGGAAAUUUUUUCCUCGGAAAUCGAUGGAAUUCCAUGGAGGUAUUUCUUACGGUAUGUACCAAGUUAUUUAAAGGGGCUAUGUCACCGUAUUUUCUACCUUUUUAAAAAGCUAAGGCGUGUUUUCGAAUCAAUUGAAUUCCAAGAAUAAGACUAUGUUUAGGCAUUAAAACCGUUUCCUGUCGUCUGUUAAUAUGGAUGGCAAGGAUGAUUGAAACUUGAAAAAAUGGCCAGCCUUUUCAAUGUAAAAAAUUACCAAAAAAUAAUUAUGGCUAGUGCUGUCUGAUAAGUUUUGUUUGGGACCUUCUCCAUAACUCUAAAGGAGCAUUUUGUAUAAGUGUAUAGGUACUAAGUAAUGACUUCAGCACGUAAUAUUCCUAAAAACAGCAAUAUCCUCGAGACAAACCCCCCUUUAACACCAGGAUAAAUUAACUACUAUACGAUUAAAACGCCCGAUCACUGUUGUGGGAAGACAAAUCUCUUUCUUUUUUCCAUCAGCUUGACGUGGCGAGUGUUUCACCUUUUCCAAAACCAAACGUGUUAUUAUUCUCUUGUCUUAAAGCGUCAGCGUGUCCAAAUAUGGCAAUCCUGACAGGGACCUCAGGCAUCAUCACAAGUCCUUCUUACCCGGGAAAUUAUGGUAAUAACCACAAUUGCACAUGGAAAAUCAUGGCAAGUACAGGAAAUCGCGUCAAGUUGGUCAUUCAAGACAUGGACAUAGAAAGUGGGACUAACUGUCCCUACGACUAUAUACAAAUUCAAAAUGCUGUCAUAUAUGGCAGUGGCGUGCUCCCUGGGCGUUUAUGUGGUUCACUCACCAACAAUUCGACUUUUUCUUCUUACCACGAAACCUUGAUCGUAUGUUUUGUUACUGAUGGUUCUCUAACCGCCCGUGGAUUUAAAGCAAGAUACACUGUUAUUCCUGGUAAGUAGGAAGAAUUACGUUUUGGAGUGCUCUGCGCUUUAUCCAGUAUAGUAUGUUGCGCGAUAUCCCGGCACAAUCAGGCUUGUAAACACUAUAAAUUCUUGUUUGACCAUAGACGAUUUCUGAAUUUUGUCCUCAAAGAUAGUCCUUUACAUUUCUCUUGAAAGAUUUCCACUAUGCUCUAUUAAGCAUAUUUAAAAUCAGGGGCAUAGCCAGCCAUUUUUUUUAUUUAAGCCCGAUUUGAAGAGGUCCUGAGAAAGCGAGGGAGGAGAGAUCCAUUCAUUCAGUCGCUCAUUCGUUCGUUCGUUCGUCUCUCCCUCCCUCCCUCCCUCCAUCCAUCCCUCCCUCCAUCCAUCCAUCCAUCCAUCCAUCCAUCUAUCCAUCCAUCCAUCCAUUCAUUCAGAGAGUUGUAAAACUUUGGAACUUGAAUGUAAACGGUGCUGGUAUUGGUUCUGCAUGGCGAUAAAAAAAAAAAAAAAAGAUUGAGCACUCCUAGUAUUAUGUAUUUGGUUGUUCAUUGAAAAAACGCUAUUGAAUUUUCAAUGGCCCAAAAUGAUUAUUAGUGUUUUGGUUACAUGGAUGAUAGUAGACUGCAAUUUGGCUGUAAGAGUUGUUCUGUCGUUUUAGUUGUGCGCUGUAAAUCAAUUCCAAAAUGCCCGAUUUUUGCUCGUUUGCAGACACUGAAAUUAGGUCAGAUAAAAUAAGAAAAUUUUAGUCUUGUCCGUGGCUACUUAACAAAUCUUACGGUUUUAGAAAUUAGUUCUGUGAUGUGUUGUAUCGCAUACAAAAAAUAAACUUCGCUCGUUAAAUUGUGCGGGUUCUGUGGAGUUUAAGAAAAUGGUGAUAAUUUGCUUAUAAAAAUGGCGUCCGAGUGGUCGAAUAAAGUGAUGCUCGUAUCUCUAAUACAAGGGCAGUGAAGAACCUAUGUUUGGUAUAUUUGUCCAAUACUCCACCAGAACUAUCGAUGAUGUUAGUAUGAACUUAUUCUGUUGACCCCCUUCCGUUGACAUUUUAAAAAUUUUGACCGGUUUUCUAUGGCAACCACUCUUAAGAGAAAUGUUAGGGUUUGUGAGGUGUAAAUUUGGUUGUCCACAGAAAUUGAAAUUUUUUGGGAGUGUUAAUAUCAUAUAUUUUCAGUGGCCGCUAAAUAAAGAGUAGAAGUUACUGAAUAAAAUAUCCUUUUAAAUGGCAGUCCUCCAAAAGUGACAGACUCUUGAUAUUAUUUAUUUAAGACAAUUUACGACAGAAACAUUAAAUAGACUGAACUUUUACGACACGAGAGUGUUGCUACGGAGUUUUCGGCUUAAGUACCAAAUUUUCGCUGAAUUAUUCCUCUUAAAUGAACCUAAUAAAAAUUGUUUUCUACGUAAAAUCAACAAAAUAGAAAAACUGAAAAUAGAAUGGAAAGCGUUACCAAACAGUCACAUAAAGUCACUGUACAUCUAAAGUUAGCCAUUGUUAAAAGGGCACUAAUGACGAGCCUAACUUGUAUAGUCUGGGAUAGCCCAGACUUAAUGCAAUUUGGAUUUCUUUUCUUUUCUUUUUUCUUUCUUUCUUUCUUUUUUUGUUUGUUUGUUUGUUCGUUUUUUUAAUAAUCCAAUCUCAAGCUGCAUUUUUAAACUUCCUAUACGUAGCGAGAUUUACAAUUGUAAAUUCAAAAACAUAAAUAAAGUUUCCAUUUAUUAUCAUUAUUAUCAUUAUCAUUAUUAUUAUUACUAUAUAAUGCAGUAUUACAUGCCUGAGUGCUCAUACUAUUGAUGAAAUAACACAGGAGAUGGGCGUCUCACUUGUGCGAGUCCUGGAAAACAUGUUUCCUCGCCCUAUUCUUCUUCGCGCCGGUAAAAUUUUCCAUGAACUCUCACAAGUGAGUUGUUUGCAGGCUAGACCGUAACCAGCCCCACCGCCGUUAAAUCGUUUUUUUUUUUUCAUGUAAACUUUUGAAUUGUUUAUAAUAUCAAUGCUUUACGGUAGAAAAAGAAAAUGGUUUCCAUUACCGGUAUUUUCGAACUUAAAAAAAUGCCUUAGUUGAAACACAGGAAAGGUUUAUUGUUUAUUACACCAAUAUGGCCGCCUUGACGCUGAGGAGGAAAUAAUCGAUGGUGUGGCUAUUAAAAUAGGACCUCUUUGGCAACAAUUUAACAUGGUACCAGUAUGUUUUUCAGCUUUUGGAAGUAAAGUUUGGAAAUGUGUUUGAAUUUUGACUUUGGACACCUUUGACAGUGGAAGGGUCAAACAAAUAACCGUUGUAGCGAAGAUAGUAUGACAUUAUUACCUAUCGUAUUCUUUGUUUGCGUUUCAGAUCGCUGGCAGAAGCUCAAUCGCUCUCCAGUGUGUUUUGGGGCCAAAGGUGACAAGUUUGGAAACUUCAGCGCUCCAGCUGGAAGGUUAGCCGCCAUAAAGCUGGUUUAUCUGUACGGUUAUGUAUCCUGCAGCACCAAUGUGUCUUCCUAUUGGUCUUACUGGGGCUGCGGUGUCGAUCCAAGGAACGCAAAAAACACUCAUCGACAAGUCAACGUUGUCAUAACAAACUCAAGCAAUCACAUUCUACUGCCACCAAAUCAGCUCAUCAGCGAUGUAACCAUGAAGUGGUACACGAUUCCUGGAUAUAACUCCCUCUCACCCGAGCUUGUUCUGUCAGUUUUCUUGAAUCCUAUUAGCUUGUCUUCCAAUCAAGUGUUACGUCUGUGGUACGGCGAAGAUCUGGCGAAUCACAAAGAGGAAGACAACGGGGGAAGAGUUUGCGCUGAUGUUUAUUCUACCUACGACUGAAAGGAUUCAAUGCUUUUACAGAACUUAUAUACCAUAUAAAAAGAAUUUAAAUAUCAGUUUUGCUAAGUAACGUUUAAUGAAAUAAACUUCUACUUAGAGUGCUUCGUUAGUCUAGUGUAAUAGUUCACAAGCACAUAAUUAUGUCUUACACUAACUUAUUAAACAUGGUGUUAAAGUAAGGUUUUUAUUUCAAGAUCUUCUACUAGGCUUGCCCAAUAAAAUGAUUAUUUCGAAGGAAGCUAGUUAUUUCCUGCCUUAGCUGAAUUCCGUCCCUCCGCAAGAAACUAGGCUAAUACAUUUACAUGUUUAUUAUAACCUUGAUGAAAUAAUCAUCAGACUGAUGUUUACAACAAAUACAAACAACAGCGAAAAGUCAAAACAAAACAAAACAAAACCAAAAAAAUAAAACAAAGAGACAAAAACAAACAAACAAAAAAAAACUACAAAUUAAAACAAAAACAUAUGUUACAUCGGAAAAAAAAAACAUUGUUUUAAUGUUGAAAAGAUCCAUAGUAGAAAAACUCAUUAUUUAGUCGGGUUAGGAACUGAAAAAUGGAAAAAGUAAAAAUAUAUCACAACGUACUUUUGCUACUUUUAUUUGCAUUGGUGUGAUCAAGGCAAAGUUUCUUAGUCAAUGGGUCAGUCUAGAUCUCUCCAUUGUAGAAUCUCUGUAACCUCUGCAGUAAAUAGCCCACGUUCGAUAUAUUAAAAUUUUAAUAUGACUCAGAGGCGUUAGGCUCAAAAUUGCACAUUUUCACGACUCCAUUGUCUUGCAAGUCCCAAAAGAGACUUGAGCAUAAAGAAAGCCAAACCAGAUAUAGAAAAAUGACCAGAAAGCCUCAUGGUCAUGUUAGAAUUUUAAUAUAUCGAACGUGGGCUUAUUACAACAAGCGUAGACUGGCUCUCUGAUUUUGGCGUCCGUUUUGAAAAUCAACGGUUCUGUUUAAUGCCUGCUUCUUUUGGAGUUUGAGGUCUGCUGAAAAGUGUUAUCAGCUUCUCCAAAAACACAAGAGUAAAUUCUAAAACUAACUACCAUGAACUAGGAGCCUUCGGCGACCCAUUGCUUUUGCACGUGAAAUUAUUUCUUGUCGCAAAGCACUUGACUGAGUCGAGCCGCAUGCAUAAUUUGAAAGUUUUAACAAUACAGCACAGAAUAAUUGCAUUGCCCAUGGACGAUCAUUUGAACUACACAAUUACAAUCAAGGCUUCGACACUCAUAGUUUUGGUGGAAGAAUGAAUAAUAUGAGGUAAGCUGCCCUGGUUCCCUUUUCCCUCUUAAAUGCAAAGCAUGUCAACCACAUCAUUUUGCAAAUAAAUUAUUUAAGUGGACAGUGUAACCAGCGGUAAAGCUCAAAAGUAAACAUUCUUAAAACAAUAUUUCAUUAAAUUUCUUAUGUACUGUCGUGUAUUAUCAGGUUUAAAAACUUAGAAAAUGUGUGACCCCAUUCUAGUAAUUCUAUUGAAAAUGCGACCCUAUUAUAGUCAAUCCAGUCGUGAAAAUGCGACUCCAUCCAGCGGCAUAUCCCAUUAGCCUCUUAUAAGGAAGUAACCCCCCUCCCCCGGGGGAAGUAGUCCUCAAUUUUUGAAUUUUUGAAUAUUUCCAUAUGAAGGUUUCCCUGGGUAGAAAAGCGUGGUAAAUUCAAGGGUUUUGCCUUUGAAUUUGAUGUUGUGCUCAAGACAUUCCGGCCAAAGUACAACAUUUUCCAAAACAAUGACGUUACUCCAAUAAUUAAUAACAACAUGAAGAAUGUUCAAUCGACAUGAAAUACACAAAGUAUACAUCACAUAGGGUAUUUCCAGAGAAACUGAGUAUUAAGGGCUAAAAUUCGAUUCAAAAAUUAUAACAAAACUGUGAAGUAAUUUUCACGUGAUAUUUAUUCCGAUCUCCAAAAAUAAUGUACACUCUGUGUGCAAUCCAUAUAUCAUAAUGGAUCUACAGAAAAGAUCAAGCCAUUUAAGUAAUAGGAGCUUGGUUCAAAGGUGGAAUUUGUGCCUAAUACAUAAACCUUAGCUAAUACUAAUGGAUGUUUUCAGCUAUCUUUGCUACCCAGGAAAGUUUGAGAAUUUAAUCUAUCUACGACUUUUGAAUCAAUCGAUGUUUUCGUGAAAGUAUGUAGGGAAAGAGCUCGUUUUUGCCGUGAUGCAUAUUCUUUCCUUUUAUCAAAAUCACGCAAGUCUACCUGUCUCUUAUGGUCUGAAGAAUGUUUAAGGGACAUUUGUUAAUUAAUAAAAGAGUGAAUGAUAAGUAGCCGAACUGUUUGCUUAAAUAAAGUCUUGUCUUCAUGCAAAAAUUCCUCUUUAGAUUUUGUAAAACGCGUUGCACAGCAGAAGGGAAGAACCCAGUGUACAUAACCAGCAUAGAACAGUCUAAAGGAAAACGCGAAUUAUAAGGGCUGAUAUUCGAUUAAGAGCUAAAACAAAUGUGACGUCAUUCUCACGUGACAUUCAUUUCGAUUCCGUCCAUAACUGGCCAAGCUGUUUAAUCUAACGAAUGGAAGGUAUGCCUACAAAAAUACGGGCCAGCCAUCUUAAAUAAUCCUAGGCCAAAAGAACACCAUCACAGUUUACCAGAACAAAAUAUCAAAAGAAUUUAUGCGGACAAUUCAUUGUCUUUAAUUCAAAAAUAGGGAUGACUAUUAAAUCUAUGAGUGCAUUACAUGAUCUAGUACUAUGUUUGGCAGAAAUGAUUAGUUAUAUGCCAGAUUUGGUUGUUUCUUGACUACAGCUAACUCCUAAACUUUCUGAAUUCUUGUCUCUAAACGCGAAUAAUUCUUGAAACGCUACAGUACAGUACUUUCCUUUUCUCUGCAAUGUUGAGAUGUGAUUGCAAAGAUGCGUGACUACAACAACAAUGUAAAAGGAAGAGGGGAGGGAACAUAGGAGAGCGAACUUUUCCAAAGUGUUUCAAGGGUUUUAUCUGAUAUUGUAACUAGACGGUUUUAUUACAUUUAUUCAAAGAGUAAAAUUAAGCUUACUAAGGACACAGUUGAUAAAGCGUUGUUCGCAAUAGGGAGCACAAUAAUAGUAACGACAAGAAAAAAAAAACUACAACAAAAAUAAAUAAAUGUCAGUUAGUCUAACAGCACUAACGUUUGUCUAUAUUAAGCGAGUUGGGUUUAGGGUCAAUACAAGGGGUUUUCCUGAGUUAAAAACAAAGCAGAGUUCAUGAUCACAUGGUGUUUGUAUUAGCGCGUUUUAAUAAGUGUUUUUCCUUUUUGUGUAUGAUUCCGACCAAUGUCGAUAUCGUUCCUGGAGUGUAAAUAGAUAACUUCUGAGUAAAGAAGGGUUUCAUUGGGUAUUGAUAUUCUACCCAAGAUUUAUAGGGAAAACGAGAAAACGAGUCAGCACUCAUUAGUAAUUUGGAGGUUUCUUUAAAACUUAAUUGCUGAGAGGCUGCCCUAAACACACAGGUUUGACAUUUUGAUGUGAGAGUCUCCAAGUGUUUUUCACUACCAUGUGGAUGUACAGUUACAGUGGUAUAGUACCACGGAAGAGCAUAUAAAUACCUUUUGCCUGAACUGACCUUGACGCUUCAUGUUUAUUGAUCACCUGAUGAACAACCACAUUUUUUAUAUUCUUACGACCAAAAAGUAGUAUUUCGAUAUUUGGAACAGAAACUCUGAAACCAGAAUAAGACUUUAAUUAAUCUACACUAUCCCACUGUAAUGGUGGAUCGAUCAUAUUACAAUUUUAGGGUGGCCUGUUUAGCAGGGCUUGAACGGAAAAUCAAUUAAAUCUUUGAUGGGAGGCCGUAGGUUCAAACCCCGGCCGGCCCAACGUAAACACUCAAGGUCUUUAGAUAACUGAGGAGAAGUGCUGCCUUUGUAAUAACAUCUGCAAACGGUUAGACUUUCUAGUCUUCUCGGAUGAGGACGAUAAACCGUAGGCCCGUCUCACAAGCCCUUACACAUGUAAUAUUAUCUGUGGACGGUUGAAGAACCUAUACACUCUUUGUAGAGAGUAGGGCAUGUAGUGCCCGGUGUAGUGGUCUAUCUCGCUUUCACACUCACGUAUCAAUCAAUCAAUCAAUCUUUAUUUCACUCUACAAACUGUGUCACUUACAUAGGUACAUUUUCACAACAGAAUAGGAAGAGUAGAGUAGGAACUUUCGACAAAACCCUUCUGUGCUCAACUAGGAGAGCCCCUGCUGUAAAGUAUAAAAUGAUUGAUACAUUAUCAACAUGUGACUGGCUGUACUUGUUUUAAUUAGAUAAUUACAAAGGCUAUCUUUGGUAUGAUUAUAUUACUUUAAUAAAUCAAUAUAAUGUUCUAAAUUCUUUUCUUAAAAAUAUUAAAUGAUUCUGAGUUUUUGAUGAAUAUGGGAAGGUUGUUCCAAAUUUCACAUCCUUUAAAUCUGAUAGAAUAUCUUUUAUAAUUCGUACGUGCCUGUUCUUUGUGGAUUUUGAAUGAGGACCAGGUUUUAUGGUUAUGGAAAUAAUUAUUAGACAAGAAAAGAUCUUUGAAAGUGAUAGGAAGUGCUUUUGCGAAAAAUUUAAAUGCAAAUAAUACUAUCGCCUCACCAUCAAUUGGUAAAAUAGAGAGAUUUUCAAAAAUUGGACUUGCAUGAUCUCUAGGAUAUAAAAAUGAAAUAGCCCUGACAAUCUCCUUUUGUAGUUUUUAGAUUGAUUCUAAUCUCGAGGGAUAAGUAUUUGCCCGUAUAUUAUAUUUCCAUAAUUAAGAUAAGGGUAAAUUAAUGAAUAAUAUAGGGUUCUCAUAGUCUGAGAGGGAAGGAAGUGUCUAGCUUUAAAUAAAAUACCACUUGUUUUUUGCUAUUUUGGUUGUAAUAUGUUUGAUAUGUGUUUUCCAUGUUAAAUUAGAGUCAAUAUACACCUAUUUCAAAAAAAGGUUGUCGGAGAGAAAGGCGAAUGGCAAUUGUCGAACGGAGAUUGUACGACCGAAAGGAAUUGUGGGUUUUGAAUAUUGAAGAUAGCUUAUCCACUAUCUAGCUAAGCUAAUCAAUGACGCCGGCUCUAUUUAGUGAAGGCCUUCAAUGGCCGGUUAGUAUGGUUUGUCCAUGUUCUUAAGCAUUCAUUUGGCGUUUCUGAAAGAACAGUUGAGCGCUAUAUUUCUAAAUUUCUUGUGACUGGCGAUGUAAAGUCGGAGACAAUAGGCCGUUCAUACGAGGAAACGAGGAAGAUCUUUCAAUUUGAAAAAAAGCGUGAGUUUCUUUUGUCUUCGCCGUCAAGAACCCUCAGACAAACGUUCAUAAGCAACUUGUGAAACUUUGCGUAUCAAAUAACGUAACCACAGUUCCUUUCGGUCGUGCAACCUCCGUUCGACACUGAUUCGCCGUUCGCCAUUCUCUCCAACAACCUUUUUUGAAAUAGCUGUAUAUUCCUAAAAAUUUGGUUCAUUCAACUUGUUUUAUUUCAGUAUCGUUUAUUUUUACUAUUAUGUUGUCGAUUUUUUUCCUUCUAGUGUAUGGGGGAAUCAUUACUCAUUCCUUCAUUACUUGUAAACUGCACCUUAAGUCCCCCAACCAGUGUUGUCAAUUAUCCCUGAAAAGCCCUGCGGGGAGUGGAUAAUAAGAUAUUUACAAUAUUUACAACCUUUUUCCAUUGUUGGCUAAAAAUAACUUUGACCUCAUUUCAUUUAUUCUGUCGUCCCUCCUUGUCGGAAAAAUCCAGAAAACACAAGUGAAGUGACAGGGAGGUGCUCUUGUUUAUUAAAUCAAAUAUACACACUUUAUCAGAGCAAAAUCUCAGCGGAUGGAGUAUUUUAUGAUAAAGGGGGCCUAGAGAUAUAGUAUACAGUGGCAAUAUGGGCGCGAUAGCGGCCAUCAGGACUGCGAACGGCGCACUUUUCUAAGGAGUUUGGGGUGCAUGCUCCUCCUGAAAAAUUUUUGAGAUUGAAGUUCUCUGAUAUGCAAGUCUGGUGCGUUCUGGACUCUUAAAUUUAUCAAAUGUCUGGAAUCCAUAUUGAACAUGUAAUGCUGAAAUAUUUUAUAGAGUGUUUUCACUCACGUGGUCAGCAUCUAUGCAAAUUUAUUGGAACAAAAGAAAGCGUCUGCAUAAGAAAAGAAUUCAAGUCCCACACGAUUGGUUUGGGACACCAACAUGGCGGCCGUUUCAUUGUUUUGGGACACCAAUAUGGCCGCCGUGACUUCAUGUGAAAACACUCUAUCAACGAUGGGUGUAGUUGUGGCCAAGGAAGUAAUUAACACUUUAUGAUGCCAGCAUGGGCCGAAGCGAUUGCGGCGAGAGCCGGCAACCUCCCAAGAAAGACAAGGUUCGGUAAAUUUUCUUAUUAACAAUUUUUAUUAAAGAAAAUAUAUUUAAGCUAGAAAUCUCGAAGUACCAUCAGACACAUGUACACGUUUACAAAGGAAAAAAAUUCCCGGACAAAAGGGGGGGCCAGGGCCCCCUGGGCCCACCCCUAAAUCCGCCCUUGAAAAUAACAGGAAACUCACGGAUAGACUACACUGUUUUUUUAUCUCCACAAAACGUACAUCUUAUUAAGCUCGCGGUUGACAAAGGAUUGUCCGUAUUGGCGAAGUCAACUUUUCAUGGGAAAAGAAAAAAGUGUUCAUUAUAUGCAUUGAUAGAUUUCUGUAUUAAGGAUGUUAAAUUUAUAUUUACUGAAAUACAAUACAAGCUAAGGGAUUUAUCUCCGUUUAUAAGCCGGGAAAAGUCAAAGUUUAACUUUUUUCAAAAGAUUUGUUCUAAUGUCAGUGUAGCUCGUGGAAAAUUAGGUCGACAUCUUCUAAGCCUGGCUUUGGCCAUUAAGACUGACAGCAAGAAGAAGAGUGCCGCAAAUAUCACCGGGUAAUGAAUGGUGAAGGUGUAUUUGUUAUGAGCUAUUUAAUUUGUCACCAAUAUUUUAAAGAACGCGUCCUUAAUCAUCGCGAUGGUCCAUCGCACGUACUUAUAGUUACGUAAUACGUAUUAAGUGGGUGUUUUUUUCGGCAAAAGCUUUCUGCCAGCGUCGAUAUAGUUCCUGGAUAAUUAAUAGAUUGCUUCCGCGUAAAUAGAGGAUGGCUCUCUUCAAGAAGGCUGACAUCGAGAGAAUAGGGACGCAAGUAUCACUGGGCAAUAUACCCAAUAUAAAAUAGGGAAGACAAGGAAGACAAUUAUGCAAUUCAGACGUUAGCUAAAAUCGACUCAAUUCCUCUUUUAUGAUGCUUUUGCCAAUUGUUCUGCUUGGUAUUACCACUGUUUCGUUUUCCUUGAACAGCCAAACACCUCGGUUUAGUAGCUGUAGAUGCACAUGCAGUGCAAAGCAGAACCUAAGCUCCCUAGAAGCAAAGGUGCAGACUCUUCUUGGACUGAACAACAAGACUUCUGGCCUCAGCGAUGCCAUCGAGUCUUUAGAGGCAAAGGUGGAGAAUGUCAGUGAUGCCGUUAAGUUCUUAGAAGCAAAGGUCGAGUCUCUCAUUGAAUCGGUCAACAGAAGUUUUUCUUUAAUGUCACGACCGGCUCCAAAACCCUCUGGUAAGAAAAUUUAAUAAUUUAUUAAAUGAUAAGUCUUAAGUUUUCGAAAUUUGGUUUUUAAGGCAACCUCUGAAUAUUUAUAAAAAUUUCGGUUAAAUAGUCACGCCAGCUUUUCCUUUUGUUUUGUCAAUCAUGCGAGUAGCCUGAAUUUCAUCCGAAUUCUUCGAGUCGUUAUUACUCCCUCAGUAACGUCUGAAUCGACCGGCCGUUAAUGACGUCCAGUGACGUCACUACUCCUUGACCUUUGCUUUAAUUCAUGCAAAAAGUAAAACACGAUAUUCAAGUGGCAAACCGAGAAAUAUCGUUUGGAAAUGUCUGCAUGAUACAGAACUGCUUUAUUUUUUUCGAUUGCAAUUCAUGCUUAACGUUCAAACUAUCAACUGCAAUCAGUACAACUCUGAACCGGUUGUAAUAAAUUCGAUAAUCAAACUCGAUCGCAAUCACGCAAAUGAAAUAAACACACACACGGAACACUUAGUUCAAAAACACAAUGAUUUGCUUUAGAAAAAAAAAAACAAGGAGACAAGAAAGAAAAGCUAACAGAAUCAUUACACUUGACGGUAAAAAUAGCAAGAAGGUCGAAUUAUAACACUGAUCUCAGAAAACUUCGCGUAAACAAAAUCACCGGCCGCCGAAACCACAAAGCCGGGCUCUAAAUGAAAAACCUACCGACUCUCCGCAAUGAUUCUUCAUUCGCAGUUCAAUUUAGCAUUUUCAGUUUCGAAGACAAGGGCAAUUUUGCUGUUUAAGAUAAAGAUUAAGCUUAUCGAAAUGUUUGAACUAAACGAACCAGGGAUGCGAUCCACUGAAUAUCAAUAGCAUUAAGGCCAUUUUCGAGGAGUUAGAACGAACGAGGUACAGAAAUACACGAAAUAUUGUGACUGUUGGCCAAGCCCCUUCCAGGCUGCCGCGCAUUAACCAAUGCAAGCCACUACUUCUGAACGAAUGAACCAUUUAGUGAAGAAUGUGUGCUUCUUAUUUUUUUUAUAUUCCUUGUUUGAAUUCCAGAGCGAUGGUUGAAGCUUAAUCUCUCUCCAGUAUGUUUUGGGGCCCAAGGUGACAAGUUUGGAAAUUUUACCGCUCCAGCUGGUAGGUUAGCAGCCAUAAAGCUGGUUUGGCUAUACGGGUAUGUGUCCUGUUUCAACAGUGUGACUUCUGAUUGGUCUUACUGGGGCUGUGGUGACAAUACUUGGGACUCAUUCACUGACACUCGAGUCAACGUAGUCAUAACAAACUCAAGCAAUCACAUUCUACUGCCACCAAAUCAGUUCAUCGGCGAUGUAACCAAUAAGUGGUACACGAUUCCUGGAUAUAACUCCCUCUCACCCGAGCUUGUUCUGUCAGUUUUCUUGAAUCCUAUUAUCUUGUCUUCCAAUCAAGUGUUACGUCUGUGGUACGGUGAAGAUCUGGCGAAUCGGAACGAGGGAGUCAACGGGGGAAGAGUUUGCGCUGAUGUUUAUUCUACCUACGAUUGAAAGGGUUCAUUAAAAUGCUUUUACAUAACAUAUAUACCAUAUAAAAAG